CGGAGCUUUGACCCCGCUGAAAGUCGAUUUCGUGCGCUAUGGGCGGCGGUAGGUAGGAGCAACGGCAAACGUAAAGAAAGGAGGUAGCGAGAGCGACAUGUGUACGUUUUCACAGUCACCGGCAGCCUUGAAGGCAGGCGUCCGUCGAGUGAUGCAUGAUCAGCGGCGCAUCGCGUGCAGUGCCGGGAGGGACCCCGCCAUCACACUUUGGGAAAGUGUGGCUGAGGCAAUAUCGACCAACCAAAAUUUCAGCUGCAGUGAACUUCACGCUCAUUCCAACGAUGGCCGCAAAAUUGAAGGCGAAGUCUGUAGACGGCACAGCAAAACGUAGAGGGCACCUGAGGUCCAAGGUGGAGAAGCGUGAUGACGACAUCAUCCAUACGAACGACAGCAGUAUUGUGUCGAAGCGCUGUGUAUCGAAACUAUAUCUCAGCAACGAGCCAGACUUUUACGAACCGUUUGCACCAAAGUAUGUCCGCCGCAACCCACUCAUCAACCGUGGCUAUUGGCUACGAAUGCAUGCUAUUGAGCAAGUCGUCAAGCGCUUCCUCGAAGAGGACGACGGCAAGAAGAAAGUUGUAGUGAACCUGGGAUGCGGAUACGAUCCAUUACCCUUUCAGUUUUGGCAUCGAUAUCCAUCACUUACUGAUAAAGCUACAUUCGUAGAUGUGGAUUACCCUCAGCUGAUCGAAAAGAAGAGCGAUGUGGUGUUCACCAAAAGCUUGCUCCGAGAUGCAUUGCUCAAGACAGGACUGCGCUCAGUAGUGGCUCCAGUCCGAGUCCGAAGUGACCAGUACAUGGCUAUUGGUUGCGAUCUAAGAGAUCUAUCGCUUCUUGAGCAUACUCUACGAUGCGAACUGGAUAUAGCCAAUUCAUCCAUUCUGUUUAUGGCUGAAGUGAGUGUUACAUACAUGCCACUUGUAGAUGCCAACAAGCUCAUUAAAUGGGCAAAUACGUUCGAAUCCUCUCGCUUCUGUGUAUUAGAGCAGUACCUACCUCAAGGACCAAACCAUCCCUUUGCGCAUACUAUGUUGACACACUUUGAUAAGCUGCACGCCUCUAUUAACUCCGUCAAGCAAUAUCAAACACUGGCCCAACAGUCUUCAAGGUUUCUUGAUGCAGGUUGGCCAUCACUAGAGCUGGUUGAUAAUCUGUGGGCUUUGUGGUCUGACGACUCCUUCACCCCUCCAUCGCUUCGCAGAAAGGUGGAUGCAAUUGAACCCUUCGACGAAUGGGAAGAAUUCGCCUUAUUUGGCGCUCAUUACUUCCUUCUGGUCGCAUCAAAUGCACAGGCAGAUGCUGCUACUCUACCAGAUGUCAGCAGACAUUACACGGACGCACACGUCGACUCAAGCUCCGGUCCAACGUCAAUCUCGCUACGCUCCGUAGAGCUACCGAAAGAUUCCACAUGGACGCCACGACGUUUCAAUGCAGCCUUCACCCUCGGUGAGGACACCAUCGCUGUUCACGGCGGACAGGGACCGCAAAACCGCUUGUCCAGCAUUAGCGCACUUGCACGCGGCAAUGCGGAAUUCCAGAUCCAGGCUAAAUCUACGCUGCAGCCUUCGGCGCGUAUGUGCCACACCAUAACAAACAUCAGCGAGGCUAGUGUACUCCUGGUCGGUGGCCGGGCGUCUCCUGCCCAGGCACUGGCUGAUUGCUGGCUGAUGAGCCAGGGUGAGUGGUCUGCAGUAGACGACAUACCUUCACCGCGCUACAGGCAUUCUGCCGUCUCUGUGAAUUUGUCACACGGCCUGUCUCAGAGUGCGGGGAUUCUAGUGUUUGGGGGUAAGUCCAGCGAUGGCGCAGUGCUAGAUGACUGGCUCCUGUGGACGCCCAACAGCGGCUGGCACAGUAUUCUCAUUGACGGUCCGCGUCCACCGGCACGAUUUGGUGCCGCAAUAUCUGUGUUGGCUGCGGCACAGUCUGCACAGACUCUUGGGUUGCUCGUCGGGGGUAUUGGUGCGUGCGGCACAGUGUUAGACGACGUAUGGGAGUGGUCGCUUUCGGGCACAGCACCACCACGAUUGAGUUUCCGAGACAUGACCAACAAAGUCCGCAGCGGCUUAACAAACUCUACUCACGCGCGGGUCGGCGCCACUUUGUUGCCCUGGGGAGACGCGUUGCUCCUCAUUGGAGGUGUUCCAAAGCUUGGGAUUGUCAGUCUAGCAGAAGAAUUUAUGCUACUAACGCACAGUAAGACAGGGAUAGAUAUUCAGCACCCCAAGAUCCACUUGCCUGCUUACUGGCCGUUGCUUGUUGGAUCAGGUAUACGCGCGAUGUCUCGAGACGAGAUUGUAGUGGCGGGCGGUGGCGCUGUCUGCUUCUCUAUGGGCUCUUUCUGGAAUGAGCAAUACCUCACCCUCACACCGUGUGAGACAGAAACUAACUUACGGGCGCCAUUGUUUCCACAAAAGAGCAAUACAUCACUGGUAGCUGAGACUACCAUGCGUGAUGAGCGCAAAGUGCUGCCUAGGAAAAACAAGAAGGCCGCAAAAGGUCCGAAGUCCGUGGCCAUCGCUCGCGUACAGCUACAUACUCCACAGGACUUUGCUGCCUUAGUGAAAACAUCGAAGCCUGCUAUCAUUGCAGGCCUAGAGAUUGGUCCCUGCACUGAGCUUUGGACGACGGAGUACCUUGAAUCCAAACUUGGCUCCGACCGCGAGCUCAUAGUCCACGAAUGCAGUUCUUCAGCCAUGACCUUUGGCACCAAGAACUUCACCUACGAAAAACGCAGCGUGUCGUCCUUCUUCUCCAGCAUCAGAAACGGCGCACCGUCCUAUCUGCGUGCCAUCUCCAGCACCCAGCCUAACAAGCUACCCACACGCUUGGAAGACGACUUCCCUAGUAUCGCACCAGACUUCCAGAUCCCGUCGCUCUGCCGCUCUGUCAUCAACGAUACGACAUACCAUAGCAGUCCACUACGCAUCAGUGGCCCAGUGAGCUUGUGGCUGCACUACGACGUGCACCCAAACAUUCUCUCGCAAAUUUCAGGCACCAAAGUACUGACCCUCUACCCGCCAUCCGACGUCUCGCACCUUGCAUAUCCUCCCGGUGCAUCCUCAUCUUCUCUUCCUCUGUCAGCGCUAGAUCACAACCCCAAAAUCCACCCACACACUGCAGCCUUGGCACCGGGCGACGUGCUCUUCAUACCGCCAAUGUGGAGCCACACUGCGACGCCAAAUGAGGGCGUGAGUGUAGCGGUAAAUGUGUUUUGGAAGGGCUUGGGCGAGACGGAGUAUGCGGCGGGCAGGGAUGUGUACGGUAAUCGAGAUCUGAAGGGGUACGAAAAUGGGAGGAGAGAUGUAGAGAAGAUUGUAAGGGCUUUCAAGGGCCUGCCGGCGGAUGUGAGUGACUUCUAUUUGAAGAGGCUGGCGAGCGAGAUUUUGGAGAGGGGAAAGAGGCAAUCGGAGAAGGCAGUUAGAGAGAAGGAUGGUGGGGAGGAGAACGCUCGAGAGAGCUGAGGAAGAUCUCGUGUCGUCAAGAUUAGGGAUGGAGAAAGUCGUUAACAUAUGAGAUGUC
Messenger RNA from Boeremia exigua, 3522 nucleotides. RefSeq lists its product as uncharacterized. The coding region runs from base 156 to 3464 and encodes 1102 amino acids. NCBI's taxonomy places the organism in Eukaryota, Fungi, Ascomycota, Dothideomycetes, Pleosporales, Didymellaceae. Gene Ontology annotation, molecular function: protein binding; tRNA methyltransferase activity. The transcript has 4 exons. Gene Ontology annotation, biological process: wybutosine biosynthetic process; tRNA methylation. The record is from RefSeq and is a predicted model, not a curated record.